Penicillium coprophilum is the source of this 471-nucleotide messenger RNA. RefSeq lists its product as uncharacterized. NCBI's taxonomy places the organism in Eukaryota, Fungi, Ascomycota, Eurotiomycetes, Eurotiales, Aspergillaceae. The transcript has a single exon. The record is from RefSeq and is a predicted model, not a curated record. The coding region runs from base 1 to 471 and encodes 156 amino acids.
AUGUUGGCUAUCAAGUUCCAUCCAAGUGUGUACAAAAGCACCAGUGGCCAAUAUUUCGCCGAGCCAUCCGCUUACCGAAGCGACUACUACUGGAUCACCGUGCAUUUUGCAGAAGAAGAAGAUCACCGUGGCCUUAGAGAUGCAGAUGUCAUGCUGAUUGUGAAGAACAUGAUUGCAAAAGGCCGCUUUACUGUAGAUAUUCACGCAAAGCAUAAUUUAGGGUACAAGUGUCUCUCGAUUCCUAUCAAGCGCGACCCGGAUACCCCCCUGCCCAAGUCAUAUAGGGCUGAUCCUACGCACCCAGAUCUUCUUCUUGCUCAAAAUCUUGCAGAGUAUUGGAGGGAUCAGAUGUUGGCUAGGAAGGUUAUUCUGGAUCAGAAGGUGAUAUUUGGUGGGAUUCGUUUUGAAUGGCCGCGUCUGGAAGACAUGUUGGAUGUGGGAGAGGUUCUGAUGGACCCCUGGCGUAUUUAG